Molecule: messenger RNA, 3049 nt
Organism: Phaethon lepturus (White-tailed tropicbird)
Lineage: Eukaryota; Metazoa; Chordata; Aves; Phaethontiformes; Phaethontidae
Gene: NEK1
Product: NIMA-related kinase 1
Exons: 28
Biological process (GO): protein phosphorylation
Molecular function (GO): protein kinase activity; ATP binding
Source: RefSeq, a predicted model, not a curated record
AUGGAUAAAUACAUUAAAAUACGAAAGAUUGGAGAAGGAUCUUUUGGGAAAGCAAUUCUUGUCAAAGCUAAAGAAAAUGGCCAACAGUAUGUUAUUAAAGAAAUAAACAUCUCUAAGAUGUCAAAUAAGGAGAGGGAAGAAUCAAGGAGAGAAGUUGCUGUAUUGGCUAACAUGAAACAUCCAAAUAUUGUCUUGUAUAGGGAGUCAUUUGAAGAAAAUGGCUGUCUCUACAUAGUGAUGGAUUACUGUGAAGGAGGAGACCUAUUUAAAAAAAUAAAUGCCCAGAAAGGAAUCUUAUUCUCUGAAGAUCAGAUUCUGGAUUGGUUUGUACAAAUCUGUUUAGCCCUAAAACACAUACAUGAUAGAAAAAUCUUGCAUCGGGACAUAAAGUCACAGAAUAUAUUUUUAACCAAAGAUGGAACAAUCCAGCUGGGAGAUUUUGGGAUCGCCAGAGUUCUUAACAGUACUGCAGAGUUGGCUCGCACUUGCAUAGGAACACCAUACUACUUGUCACCUGAAAUAUGUCAGAACAAACCUUACAACAAUAAAAGUGAUAUCUGGGCCCUUGGAUGUGUUCUGUAUGAAAUGUGCACACUUAAACAUGCGUUUGAAGCUGGUAAUAUGAAGAACUUGGUACUGAAGAUAAUCUCUGGACCUUUUCCUCCUGUUUCUACACAUUACUCCUAUGACCUGCGUAAUCUGCUGACACAGUUAUUUAAAAGGAAUCCUAGGAAUAGACCAUCGGUGAACUCCAUAUUGGAGAAAAACUUUAUAGCCAAACGGGUUGAAAAAUUUCUUACACCACAGCUUAUUGCAGAAGAAUUCAAUCACAAAAUCUUCCAGAAGUUUGGACCGCAUGCUGCACCAGCUAAAAGACCAGCUCAAGAACAAAUACUGUCUACAGUUGGACCAGCUCAGAAAAUUACCAAACCUGCUGCAAAAUAUGGAGUGCCUUUAGUGAUCAGGAAGUCUUGUGAUGCACCUAAAAAGCCUAAUGAGAAGAAGCCACUGGCUAAAUCUAGACAGGCCUUUCCAACGCCAAUGAAGAAAAUGAAUCCAGGAGAAGAAAGGAGGAAAAUGUUUGAGGAACCUUCAAAAAAGAAAAGGUUAGAAUUGCCUGAAAAAGAAAAGCGCCAGAAAGAUCAGAUGAGUUUACUGAAGGCAGAUGAAAUGAGAAGAUUGGAAAAAGAAAGGAUGGAACGAAUAAACAGAGCCAGGGAACAAGGAUGGAGGAAUGUGCUUGGUUCAGGUGGAAGUGGUGAUGUUAAGGCAUCAUAUUAUGGCGGUGGAGGUGGUGUUGGUCCUUUUCCUGUGUCUUCCAGAGGACAAUAUGAACACUAUCAUGCUAUUUUUGACCAGAUGCAACAGCAGAAGGAAAACAUUAGAGUAGCUGAAGAGAGGGAAGCCAAAUUGAGGGCAAAAGUACAAGGCCGAGAAGCUGUUGAAAGAGGAAUUCCACCUGGAAUACGUCCAGGAGUUCCUAAGGGGCCUGCAGGUCAUCACCAUUUACCUGAUGCUGGUGCAGUUAGGAAAAAAAUGAAAAGAUUGAAGGAGGUGUCUAAACAAGCCAAUGCAAACAGGCAAAAAGGAUGGAUAGCUGCAGAUAGAGCAAAGCAAGUUGAAGAAUUCUGGCAACGAAAGAGAGAAGCCAUGGAAAACAAAGCUCGAGCUGAAGGACACCUGGGUACACUGCAAAACGUGGCAGAUAUCUAUGGAGGCAGGCCCAUUUCUGCAAGAGGAAGGAAAUCCAGAAACAAGGAGGAAGAGGAAUAUUUGGCAAGAUUAAGACAGAUCCGGCUACAAAACUUUAAUGAACGUCAACAGAUUAGAGCAAAACUUCGUGGAGAGAAGAAUGAAGCUGCCAGUUCUGAUGGACAAGAAUCGAGUGAGGAAGCAGAACUGAAACGCAAAAGGAUAGAAGCACAGAAGGCCCAAGCAAAUGCUCGAGCUGCAGUUCUGAAAGAACAGUUAGAGCGAAAGAGAAAGGAAGCAUAUGAAAGAGAGAAAAGAGCCUGGGAAGAACAUCUGAUAGCAAAAGGGGUAAAGAACCCUAAUGUGCCUUUUCAUGUGGGAGCUACAGAGCACAGUCCUGUGCAUGGUCUACAAGAGCUUGGAGCAGCUCUUCCUAAGCCACAAGUUCCAGUGAAGCCUGAUACACCGGUCAUCUCCAUGACUUCUGCUUUGAAGGAAGUGGGUGUGGAUGAAAAUGUAACUGCUAUCCAGGAAGCUGAGGAGGAAAUUAAAAAGCCAGAUUUUGCAAUGCAAAAUAAACGAGAAAUACUGAGAAGAUUAAAUCAAAAUCUUAAAGCUCAAGAAGAUGAGAAAGGAAAAAAGGAGUGUAAAAAUAUCUCUGAAUCAGCUGGGUCUGAAGAUGGUAAGGAACAAGAAGAAGGUGACCAUCCACUUCUAGGAGAUCGCAAAAAAUGGGAAUCUGGGGCAUCUGAGUUGGUAGUUCCUCUAGCUCAGUUAUCAAUGGAAGAUUCUCUCUCGGGAACAGACCGUCAAACUCUGGGGGAAGUAAUUAGGCUGGAUAUUGGUGAACACCACAGGAAAGUCUGGGGCAAAAGCCCUACUGAUUCAGUCCUGAAGAUCCUAGGAGAAGCAGAGUUGCAGCUGCAAACUGACUUACUCGAGGAGCUAGAUGUAAUAAACGGUACUGCAGAACUUCUUGAAGGAGAUCAUCAGUCCUUGAUCAUAAAAGAGGACAAGGAAGAGAAAGCUUUUGCUAUGUCUGGAGCUCAGUCUUCAGUACCCGUUGAUGUCACGGAGUCUGAUAUGACUAUACCAGAAGAAUCUCAAAGAGCUGGACCUACACAGGUGCAGAGUAAACCUAUUAUGCUGGAUGAACCUGAUGAUUUGGAAGCAGAGAUGUUGGAAGAAACAGAAGAUAAAAAGUGCCAGUGUAAGGAGAGUAAGGAAUUUCCCAUCACUGUUAAUGAAGUGUGGAUAAAAGAGAAAGAGGAUAAGGCACAACUUGACAGAAGAAACGAGGCAGCUUCUGAGAAAGCAGUGCUUGACAAGGUGCAGCCGCAAAAGGAAGCUCCAGAAG